AAAUUAUCGUAAGAAUCCUUUGGACUUUACUACCUUAGAUUAUUUUCACUUAUUACCAAGACAACAACCUCUUAGGUUUUACUGAUAUCCACUGAACUAAAAGAAAAAAAACCUGUUAUGAAAGAGUACGACGUGAUUGUUAUUGGUGCCGGUGUCAUUGGGCCAUCCAUAGCCACUGCCUUUGCUAGACAAGGAAGACGGGUCCUUAUUGUCGAACGUGACUGGUCCAAGCCCGACAGAAUCGUGGGUGAAUUAAUGCAACCAGGUGGGAUCAAAGCCCUUCGUGAGUUGGGAAUGAUCCAGGCUAUAAAUAACAUUGAAGCUAUUGACUGUACCGGAUACUAUGUCAAGUUUGGCAACGAAGCUGUCGAGAUUCCCUACCCUUACAAGUCUGUGGCUAAUACCACCAACCCAGUGGUUCCUAUUUGGGAUGUAGUCCAUGGUGAUAAUGAUCGGUUGUUGGAUGACACCACCAUCAGCACCAAGACCUGGGAGGAGGAUGAACGUGUCCGUGGAUGUGCAUUCCACCAUGGUGAUUUCAUCAUGAAUUUGAGAAAUAUAGUCCGAGCAGAACCUAACGUUGACUGGUUAGAAGCUACCGUGACGAAGAUCCUUCGUGAUCCUGAAGAUCCCGAUAUCGUCAUUGGGGUAAAGGCCAAGGGUAAAGAUGGAGAAUUACAAGACCAUCAUGCCAAGUUGACGAUUUCGUGUGACGGUAUUUACUCCAAGUUUAGAAAAGAAUUAAGUCCUACGAAUGUCCCCGUGAUUGGUUCCUACUUUAUCGGUUUACAUUUGAAAGAUGCCGUGUUACCAUCUAAAAACAAGGGCCAUGUCUUGUUGGGUGACCAUGCUCCAGUUUUGAUUUAUCAAAUCUCUCCUCAUGAAACCAGAAUGUUGUGUGCUUACAAGUCAACAAAACCUCCAUCUUCUUCCAACAACGAAGUUUACGAAUAUUUACGCAGGGAAGUGUUGCCCGUCGUUCCUAAGGAAACGUUGCCUUCAUUUAAGAAGGCUCUUGAACUGAAGGUCUACCGAAUCAUGCCUAACCAAUACUUGCCCGCUAUGAAACAAGGCCGGGCCAACAACCAAGGUUUUAUCCUUUUGGGUGACUCCUUGAACAUGAGACACCCCUUGACUGGAGGUGGUAUGACUGUUGGUUUAAACGAUGCCGUAUUGCUCGCUAAAUUAUUACAUCCAAAGUACGUUGAAGACUUGCAAGAUUACGAAUUCAUGACCCAGAGAUUGGACAAGUUCCAUAGAAAGAGAAAGAACUUGGAUGCCGUGAUAAAUACUCUUUCCAUUGCCUUGUACUCUUUGUUUGCUGCUGAUAAACGAGCCCUCAAGAUUUUACAAAUUGGAUGUUUCAAGUACUUUGAACGUGGUGGAGAAUGUGUUGAUGGUCCAAUUGGGUUGUUGAGUGGUAUGUUGCCCUUCCCUAUGUUGUUGUUUAAUCAUUUCUUUAGUGUAGCUUUCUAUUCCAUCUAUGUUAACUUCAGACAUCAUGGUUUGGUUGGGUUCCCUAUUGCCUUGAUAGAAGCUUUUCAAACUAUAUUUACUGCCAUUGUUAUAUUCACACCUUACUUAUGGAAUGAAUUGGCUGCAUAAGAAUUUUAUGAAACACUUGAUAUUUUAUAUAGAUAAGUUUUGUAUGUACAAUAGAAUCAAUCAUUACAUGUUGUAUAACACUGUUGUAACAGCCAAUGGUAACAAAAUUUCUUUUGCAAUUAUUAGGCCACCACAUGGUAGCACAACAUUAAAUAUCCUAAAACGGGAAAGAAUAGCCCUUAACAAUCGUCGUAUUUUAAGCCCAGCCAAGCCUAGUCCUCUAAGCCAAAUAAGGACUUCUCUCACUGAUUUUUUAGAUCAGCUAAGGAAAUGAAAAUGAACCAUUGCAAUG
Messenger RNA from Spathaspora passalidarum NRRL Y-27907, 1897 nucleotides. RefSeq names its product squalene monooxygenase (gene ERG1). Gene Ontology annotation, molecular function: squalene monooxygenase activity; flavin adenine dinucleotide binding; NAD+ binding. The record is from RefSeq and is a predicted model, not a curated record. Lineage: Eukaryota; Fungi; Ascomycota; Pichiomycetes; Serinales; Debaryomycetaceae. Bases 118 to 1605 code for a protein of 495 amino acids. The transcript has a single exon. Gene Ontology annotation, cellular component: membrane; endoplasmic reticulum. Gene Ontology annotation, biological process: ergosterol biosynthetic process; fatty acid metabolic process.